UCCACCUUGGAGGGUAUAAAGCAGCUGUGAUACUCCAGCUACGCACCAACUCUCACACAAGCAUCAGACAGGAGCUGCUCCAAAGGCCGAGGUACGAGCCAUCGAUGUUUCUGAAUAAGAUGAGAACGCUGCUUCUGAUCACAGCCAUCUUGGCUGUAACUGCUGGCUUCCCGGUUUCUCAAGACCAGGAGCGAGAAAAACGAAGCAUCAGUGACAGCGACGAAUCAUCUGGACAGUUUUAUGUACCCCGUUACCCAUACCCCUUUGGCCCAUACCCACCAUUCCUUUAUCAAAGAUAUCCUUGGCUCAGAUAUUACGGUUUUCCUAUUCCAAUACCUGCUUCUAUGCCUGCAAAUACUCCUCUUAACAGAAAGUAAAAAAGAAGGAAAGUCACAGUGAAUUUAACCUGAAAUGAGAGGUCACUGUAAAAUUAAACAUGAGCACCUCCACGAAGAAUCAAUAUCCUUGUUACUAAAAGAAAAAAUAAAUGUGGUUAAAGCAGCA
Molecule: messenger RNA, 504 nt
Organism: Nycticebus coucang (slow loris)
Lineage: Eukaryota; Metazoa; Chordata; Mammalia; Primates; Lorisidae
Gene: FDCSP
Product: follicular dendritic cell secreted protein
Exons: 5
Coding region: 105-377 (90 amino acids)
Source: RefSeq, a predicted model, not a curated record